AUGUAUUUUGCUUCUUUGUAUUUGCUGCUCAUUGCAUGUACCUGGCCUCUCCCAGAAGUUCACCAUGAAGAAGAGGAAAAGCCAAGACCAAAACUAACUGCUCCCAAAAUCCCAGAAGGAGAGAAAGUUGACUUUGACGACAUCCAGAAGAAGCGCCAGAACAAAGAUCUGAAUGAGCUGCAAGCCCUGAUUGAUCUUCACUUUGAGAACAGGAAGAAGGAGGAAGAGGAACUGAUUGCUCUGAAGGAGCGGAUUGAAAAACGAAGAGCAGAAAGAGCUGAACAACAAAGGAUCCGCGCUGAGAAAGAGAAGGAGCGUCAGGCUAAGCAGGCAGAAGAAAAAGCAAGAAGGGAGGAGGAUGAUGCUAGGAGAAGGGCUGAUGAUGAUGCCAAGAAGAAGAAGGCUCUGACCAGCAUGGGUGCUCAAUACAGCAGCUACCUUGCCAGGGCUGACCAGAAGAGAGGUAAGAAGCAGACUGAGAGGGAAAAGAAGAAGAAAAUCCUAGCAGAGAGACGCAAGCCACUCAACAUUGACCAUCUUAAUGAAGAGAAGCUUAGGGAAAAAGCAAAGGAGCUCCAUGAUUGGCUGUGCCAGCUAGAAUCUGAAAAAUUUGAUUUGGGUGAAAAACUGAAGAGGCAGAAGUAUGAGAUCACUACAGCCAGAAAUCGCAUUGAUGAACUUCAAAAACACAGCAAGAAGGGUGCUGGAAAGGGCAAGGUUGGUGGCCGCUGGAAGUAAGCGGUUGAAGAGGUGCCUUCUGUUGCAGCAUGACCCGAUUGCAUUGCCUCAACCUUGGAUUCUUGCUAGACGUAUCUCAAGUGGCAAAACAUUCUGCAGCACUAUUAGGUCCAAGGCUUUGAAACAAUCACCGAGUUAUCUUACUCUCUGUUGCACAUUGGAUCUAUGACAAUUAUCCCUUUAUUUACUGUGUU
Molecule: messenger RNA, 932 nt
Organism: Pristis pectinata (smalltooth sawfish)
Lineage: Eukaryota; Metazoa; Chordata; Chondrichthyes; Rhinopristiformes; Pristidae
Gene: tnnt3a
Product: troponin T type 3a (skeletal, fast)
Exons: 10
Coding region: 1-738 (245 amino acids)
Biological process (GO): muscle contraction; regulation of muscle contraction; sarcomere organization
Cellular component (GO): troponin complex
Molecular function (GO): troponin C binding; troponin I binding; tropomyosin binding
Source: RefSeq, a predicted model, not a curated record